Molecule: messenger RNA, 1741 nt
Organism: Myripristis murdjan (pinecone soldierfish)
Lineage: Eukaryota; Metazoa; Chordata; Actinopteri; Holocentriformes; Holocentridae
Gene: tmem179ba
Product: transmembrane protein 179Ba
Exons: 5
Coding region: 32-721 (229 amino acids)
Source: RefSeq, a predicted model, not a curated record
UGCAGUGCUAGAGGAGCAGGAGCCGUCGACGAUGGCGUUGCCGUGGCUGCUGCUGCUGGAGCUGGCCCUCUACGCCAGCUGCUUCGUCUGUGGGAUCGUGACCGCCGCCUCCCUCACCAUCAGUCAGGGUAAUUUCGGAGGUCUGUGCAUGUUGUACGGGGCGGUCACCUACAACCAAUCAGCCAGCGCCAUCACAGCCCAGUCGUCCAGUCCCGCGUCUGUGUGUUACUUUGUGUCGGCCAUAUCGGUCCUGGUGGCGGUGGUGUGUUUCUCCCUGUCCCUCUACUGGCUGUACACUUGCUGCAUCGAUGGAGAGAUCAGAAGGGAGCGCAUGUGGUUGAACCUGACCCUGGGUGUGUGUGGAGUCUUCCUGUUCUUCCUGCUCAUCAGUGGGUGCAUGUUGAAGAUCGGACGCGACACGCUCUGCAACUCCGUCACCAGCGCCGUUCCCAACAUCACAAGCUGCGAGCAGGCCCAGUUGAAAAAAUGGGCCAGUCCAUUAAACGGAGUUCAGUUCUACUCCAGUCUAUAUAAAGCCGAGACGGCGGUGUGGGUGAACUUCUUCUUCUGGCUGAUCAUCGGGGUGCUGGUGAUCAUUCAGCGGGGCCAGGGUUUCGGCUUCCAGAUGUUCGGGGGAGGGGGAGGAGGCGGGGGGUUCGGCACUCCGGGAGACCCCAGGGAGACGGAGCCGUUCUUCAACCGGCCCGCGAGGCCGCAGUGAGGACGGGCGGGACACACACGGUCACCAAAACGUACAUCCAAGGAUGUGUGUGUGCGUGUGGGCAAAGGGUGAAUACACACUGUGGUCACUGGUAAAUCUGUGGUAAAUGUACAUAUCUCAGUGCAUAAAUCUUAACUUGUGAUUUCAGUUUUUUUUAUUAUUUUUUUUAGUGUAACAAGAAUGUUUUGGCGUUCACAGCCAAGUAAAGUAAAGAUCUCACUCCACCCCGACGAGGAUGGGAUUCGAACCCACGCGUGCAGAGCACAAUGGAUUAGCAGUCCAUCGCCUUAACCACUCGGCCACCUCGUCUGGUGUGGAGUGCAGCACAACACAACAAACACAAUCCACAUUUAAAACCUGCUGUUUGACAUCUCCAGCCACAUGAUGCACAGAUAUGUACAUUUAUCUAUUUCCCACAUUUACCAUAACACCCGCAUUUGCCAAAGCCUUCUCCCAGUCCUGCUGACUACCAGAUCUCAUAAUAAUCUGUGUUUGUUCAUAUUUGUCCUUCAGAAUGCUUUUGGCACGGGAGAACGUCUAAUGCAGGAGCUAAUUUUGUAUUUCGUCUGUGUUUCCGAAUCUCGCAUUGUGACUGUGAUUGACAGCCGACCCCAUUUCCCAUGCGAAAACUGAUUUUCAUUUGUGUUGUCACUCACUCACUCGAAGAUUGUGACAGUAAAUAGUAAAAUGCCAGAAAUUAUACAGGGUCAACUUCAACGGAACCACGUUUUUUUUUUUUUUUUUUGCUCGCUUUGUAACAAGUUGGCCUGCGAAGAUUUAAGGUCGACACAGGUAAACUUACUAAUGUGAUUUUGUACUCUGCACCACUGAGUUUCAUUUAAAUGUUGUGUUUGUUUUUUAUUUAUGAUGAUGAAGGGUUUCUGUUGUCUUUUGGUUUCUUUUUAUCUUAAAGGAGAAACUUGACCUUGAGACAGAGUCCACAUGUUAAUCAUAUGAUCCUGGACAUGUCAGCCUUGUGUGAACAAGGCUUUUUUUUUUUUUUUUUUUUUUUUUUUUUUU